CCGGAAGGGAUCAAUGAAGAUCUGGAUACCAAAUUACCCUCCAUUGCGCCAGUUACUACUCGAAGAAUACCACGACGCGGGACACUUCGAUAGCAACAAGACGCUCACCGGUAUCGCAAUGAACAACUACUGGCCCCACUUGGCAGAAGAUGUUCAGAAAUUCGUCACCUCGUGUGAUACAUGUCAGCGGAUGAAGAGCAGCAAGCAGAAGAAUGCAGGUCUGCUACAGCCUCUUCCUGUCCCAGAACAACCAUGGCAAGUGGUUAGCCUGGAUUUCAUCACCGGGUUACCGCCGACCACCAGCGGUCAUGACGCAAUCCUUGUCGUCAUCGACACGUUCUCCAAAAUGGGACACUUCAUUCCGACACAAACAACAGCACGCACUGAAGAAACAGCACAACUCUUCGUUCGAUAUAUCAUCUCACAGCAUGGCAUUCCAACCAGCAAGUUUUCAAUCCGCUAUUAGAUAAGUGCGUGAUAGUAUAUU
Messenger RNA from Closterium sp. NIES-67, 487 nucleotides. The record is from the annotation of a GenBank genome assembly. Lineage: Eukaryota; Viridiplantae; Streptophyta; Zygnematophyceae; Desmidiales; Closteriaceae.